Molecule: messenger RNA, 1014 nt
Organism: Penicillium egyptiacum
Lineage: Eukaryota; Fungi; Ascomycota; Eurotiomycetes; Eurotiales; Aspergillaceae
Source: the annotation of a GenBank genome assembly
AUGAAAAGACCCGAUUGCUCUGGUUCGACAUUCUUCAUUCCAAAUCAAUUCAGUCUCCUCACACUCCUUCGCCUCGGUUCCCUUUUGCAGAUAACUCUCAGUGCCAUCCUUCCCCUCCGUUACUCCGCAAUUCCCUGUGUGACCAUUCUCCUUAUCUCCAUUUUCACCACGAUCGGACAAUGCCUCAAACCGAAGACAAAUAAUUUCAUGUCCGACGUUGUUCCCGGACGAGCCACAGCUCAAAUUCCGAGCAAAAAUGGAAAAUACGGCCCCGGACCGGGGAACGGCUCGGUGUUUUGCCCCGCACAUGCUCGAGAUCUCGAAAGGAUUUCUGGCCAUGCAGAGGAUAUCAUUCGCCGAAAGGAUGAGCUUGGACUUCUGGCUGUUCAGAACUGGCGAGGCAAUGAACGCAACUCCAACAACACGACACUCGUUAAAUAUUUCUUCAGGGAUGUGGAGAGUACCCGGAAAUUCGCUCAUGAACCGCUACAUAAGGAGACUUGGGCAUACUAUAACCAGCAUAACCCAGGUCACAUUGGGAUCUUCCACGAGACGUUUACUAUAAAAGACGGAUAUGAGAGUAUGUAUGUAAAUUGCCAUCCAAUUCUGCUUGGACAAGGCGAAAUGAAGGGAAAUAGUCGGAAGGACAGCGCAGAACGGUGGAUGGGGACGCUUGUCGAUGCUGAUACGCCAGGCUUGAAAUCAUUCAAAGCGAGAUUGGUAAAGAUGCUUGGGACUCGAAAUGAUGCCCAUUUUCGAUUUCCAGCGGGUACCACAGGGAUCUUUUCAGUAUAUACACACUGCAGAACCUGUUUGAUGAAGAUGAUCGGGAUUUACAUAAUUCGAAUGCGUUCGGUGACCAUAAGACACGCGGACGCCGGAUGCACCAGUUACGCGGAUGCGCAGGCUAAUGGUCCUUUUCACUUGACCGUUCUGACCAGCCCCGACUUCCAGUUUCUUAUGUUGCCUUCUUUUGGCUGGAAUCGCCAUUUGCAACAUCUGGUAUUGGGAUAG